This is a messenger RNA of Macroventuria anomochaeta, 1110 nucleotides long. RefSeq lists its product as uncharacterized. NCBI's taxonomy places the organism in Eukaryota, Fungi, Ascomycota, Dothideomycetes, Pleosporales, Didymellaceae. The transcript is spliced from 2 exons. Bases 1 to 1110 code for a protein of 369 amino acids. The record is from RefSeq and is a predicted model, not a curated record.
AUGUCGCCCAACGAGCGCACACCUCUACUCGGCGGGAACCCCCUUCCCUUCUUGAACUCGGAUUUUAUUGGCAACGGCAGCAAUCACAAACAGGAUAUUCAUCAACAGUUUUGUUUGCUUGUCGGUGUGCCGCCAUCGAACGGGCCAAGAGAUGCGCCUAAACCGCCUGGCUUCAAGAGGACGCUGUAUGGCCGCGCGAUACAUAAACGCAAUGCGCAAAAUGCGACAUACCUCUUCACAGCAGCCCUCUCAAACACCCUGCUGCUCACUCAAGUCGUUCUCGGCGCCGCUCUGACAGCACUCGGCGCCUCGGAAAGCUCUCACAUCCUAAUCACCGUCUUCGGCGCGCUGAACACCAUCAUCGCGGGUCUUGUUGCGUAUCUGAAGAGCAGGGGCCAGCCUAUGCGCGCAAGGAUGUUCAGAGAUGAUCUUGAUCGGGUGGUGGAUGAGAUGGAGAACAGUGAGGUGAUGUGGUUGGGGAUCCAGCAGGGCGUGCAUGGGUACGACGAGAUUGCUAUCGAUGAUAGUGUGAGUGUGAGGAGUGAGGUCGCGCGGUUGACGAGGUUGUUGGAUAAGGCUGUAAGGAGCAAUACUAUAAACGACCCGGACAUGUACAUGAACGCUGUUGGCGAAGGCACGAACGCCGCUCUCCGCGCCCGCCCCCCACAACCCCAAAUCAUCUCUGCGCCAGAAUCAUCUCCUAAUGCCAACGGUAACACUUCUGCGCCUGCGAACAGCGCCGCACCUCCCCCAGCAGCAGAUCCGGACGCAAGCCCUGCGACAGCACCGCCCAAGCAGAAGAAUCAGCCGUCGAGCCCGCCACCAGAGCUUGCGGACGAACCGGCUAAGCCAGCUGAGUCGGUCAAGGACGUCCUAGUAUCUCCGCCAACACCUGCGUCUGCGCCAAGUUUAUCGCCUGUGAUUGCUGUGGAUGAGUCGCCGAAGGAGGGUGCGAUUGCUCAACUGAGUGAAAGCGCUGUGGAUGGGGGCUCUGAGGAUGGGGAACCAGCAGGUGAAGAUCUUGAAGCAAUUGUAGCGGAUAGAAGCGAGACGAGCUCGAGCGAAGAUGGACUUGUGAAAAAAGGAGAGGAGAACUUGGAUGGAGUCUAG